This is a messenger RNA of Protopterus annectens (West African lungfish), 3548 nucleotides long. It is a transcript of the gene DTNB, whose product is annotated as dystrobrevin beta. Gene Ontology annotation, molecular function: zinc ion binding. The record is from RefSeq and is a predicted model, not a curated record. Bases 217 to 2133 code for a protein of 638 amino acids. The transcript has 23 exons. Gene Ontology annotation, cellular component: synapse; plasma membrane. Gene Ontology annotation, biological process: synaptic signaling. NCBI's taxonomy places the organism in Eukaryota, Metazoa, Chordata, Ceratodontiformes, Protopteridae.
UUUUUUUUUCAGACACCUCUGGAGAGUGAUAGUGCCACCACAGAUUGACAGCAUUUUGAUGCUGUAUGGAAUUAGAGAGAUGUACGUGACAUUCUGGGAUGCAAACUGCCUAAGCUGAUAAGGUAAAACCCAGUGAGCUGAAUCUGUUUUCCAGUGGUGACCCAUGCCACAAAAACAGGUACACUAUCGUUUACAAAAGGACAUAAGAAAUGCAAAAUGAUUGAGGAGAGUGGAAGAAGACGGAAGACCAUGACCGAGAAGAGGCAGCUUUUCAUGGAAAUGAGGGCCCAGAAUUUUGAUGUCAUCCGACUUUCAACAUAUCGAACGGCUUGCAAAUUAAGAUUUGUGCAGAAAAGAUGCAAUCUUCAUCUUGUUGACAUAUGGAACAUGAUCGAGGCCUUUCGGGAUAACGGCUUGAACACACUGGAUCACAACACAGAAAUGAAUGUAUCUCGAUUAGAGACAAUUAUCUCAUCUAUUUAUUACCAGCUAAAUAAACGCCUUCCCUCUACUCAUCAAAUAAGCGUGGACCAGUCAAUUAGCCUUCUCCUGAACUUCAUGAUAGCUGCAUAUGACAGUGAGGGCCAUGGGAAGCUUACUGUAUUUUCAGUAAAAGCAAUGCUGGCUACAAUGUGUGGUGGAAAGAUAGUGGACAAACUGCGAUAUGUGUUUUCCCAGAUAUCAGAUUCCAAUGGGUUGUUAAUAUUUGUGAAGUUUGACCUGUUCUUGAAAGAGGUGUUGAAACUUCCAACCGCAGUAUUUGAAGGCCCAUCAUUUGGUUACUCAGAACACUCGGUACGCACGUGCUUCCCACAGCAGAAAAAGAUAACACUGAAUAUCUUUUUAGACACAUUGAUGGCUGACCCACCUCCACAGUGCCUCAUUUGGUUACCGCUCAUGCACAGACUAGCUCAUGUUGAAAACGUGUUCCAUCCUGUGGAAUGUUCAUACUGUCGGUCUGAGAGCAUGAUGGGCUUCCGCUACCGAUGCCAACAGUGUCACAAUUACCAGCUUUGCCAAAACUGCUUCUGGCGAGGACAGGCUAGUGGUCCCCACAGUAACCAACACCAAAUGAAGGAGCAUUCUUCUUGGAAAUCUCCUGCCAAGAAACUGAGCCAUGCAAUUAGUAAAUCCCUUGGCUGUGUACCUUCUCGAGAACCCAUGCAUCCUAUGUUUCCUGAGCAACCAGAAAAGCCUCUUGACUUAUCUCAUAUAGUUCCUCCCCGUCCGUUGCCUAACAUGAAUGAUACAGUAGUUACGCACAUACCUUCUGGGGCACCGACACCUACAAAAAGGUUACAGUACAGCCCGGACAUGGCCAUUCGGCUAGCUGAUGAACAUGCACUGAUAGCAGCGUAUGUAAGUCGACUUCAGAGUGGCAAACGUAAUGUAUUGGACAGCCCUAGUCGACUAGAUGAAGAGCACAGGCUCAUCGCGCGAUAUGCUGCUAGGCUAGCUGCAGAAGCUGGGAACGCACCACGCCCUCCAACAGACCUAAGUUUUAAUUUUGAUGCCAACAAACAGCAACGGCAACUUAUUGCUGAACUAGAAAACAAAAACAGAGAAAUACUUCAGGAAAUUCAGCGACUCAGAUUAGAACAUGAACAGGCAUCUCAACCAACACCUGAGAAGGCACAGCAAAACCCUACCCUUCUAGCAGAACUAAGGCUCCUUCGGCAGAGGAAAGAUGAGCUGGAACAGAGGAUGUCGGCACUGCAGGAGAGCAGACGUGAGCUGAUGGUUCAACUAGAAGGACUAAUGAAGCUGCUGAAGGAGGAGGAGCAAAAGCAGGCAGAAGCAACAGCCAAUCAAACAGCUGAAAAGGCUCAAGCAACAAGUUCGCCUCGCUCUUCCCCCAGUCAUGGCUCUGGCCGUCCAAUUCCUAUGCCUGUCAGAUCAACGUCAGCUGGUUCAACCCCUACCCAUGUACCCCAAGACUCACUGGCUGGAGUAGGUGGGGAUGUUCAAGAAGCAUUUGCACAAGGUACGCGGAGAAACUUGAGAAACGAUUUACUAGUGGCAGCUGAUUCCAUUACGAACACCAUGUCCUCUCUAGUGAAGGAACUUCAUUCAGAUGAAGGUGGUGAUGAUGAAGAAAAGGAAAAACUGCAGAAUGGAAAAGACAGAGGUUAAAUUAGGAAAAUCAAUAUGCAAGGAAAUUCAAGCACAGUAACAUAAGACGCCAGCAGCUACAUCACAGAUGUUAUCUCACUCUUGUGAAGAGGUGCAGUCAAGUAGAUGAAGACGCCUUUAUGCGACUGUGAAGGAAUGCCACCAUUGUUAAUUAAAUAGUAUAGUUUUUGGAGGGGGAGGGAUUUUUUUUUCUGGUCCACUGAAAGUUCACUUAGUCUUACCAUGAGCAGCUAAUUUAGAAUUAAUGCAUGUACUGUGAGACAUUCAUUGAACACCACUUUGAAAGAAAAUAUCUAAAUGUCAAAAGUUUGUUUUUUAUUUUACAAAAUAAGCUAUUACCACUUAAAAAUGUACUGGUAAUGUCUGAUUUACUACUGAAGCAAUGAUGAAGCUAUCAUAGGCUGCUGUUACCAUUAUGAUCUUUGACCCUUAGUAUGUUGCAUAAUGCUGACUGCUGACAUUUUUAUACAGGUAUACCUAUGAGUAUGGUUAUGUGUACAUAUACGUGUGUAUAUGUACACACACACACACGCACACACGCACAAAGACUUGCACCUGUUUAUCUACAUCUAUGUUUAUGCAUAUUUAUUUUCCUACCAAAACAUUUGUCAUUUAGUACUUGUCACCCAUGAUACAAAAAAGUUUUUGGUACUAACUUACCUUUUUUUAAUUAGUGCAGCAGAGUUUGAACAGGACUAGAUUUAUGCCAGAAGGGACAUUUUGCACUUAUUUUCUGUAUGGAAUUCUUCUUUGUCUUUGAUUUAAACCUUGACAGUCUUUUGAUGAAGCUAUUUAUAUGUCAGGAUAACUAAUUAUAAAGAGGAUGUGAAAGACAGAGCAGUAAUAUAGAGACUGUGUCACAUGUGAGAGAGAAUGAGUGUGUGUGUGCUUUAGUGUGUGCAUGUGAAUCUGUCAUGAACUUGGGCACUUUUUUGUUGUGUUUUUUUUUAUACUUUUUGUGCUAGUGAGCUGUGCAAGCAGAGAAACAAAGUUAAUCACUGGCCUUAAUACAGUAGGUGAGUUUAGUAUCGAUUUUGUUUUUUUGCCAAGUAACCUUACUUUCUAAGUAUGUGCCACAAUGUGUAAUAUGUUCUAAAUAUUUGUGUUACUCAGUUUCUGUUCUUUUACAAUAGCACUGAAUAUUUUAAUUCCAUAAGAGGCAGCAUGUUUGUCCGAUUUUAUUUUUUUGGCCUGUAAUUAAAUUCAGCCCUCAGACUGUAAACCUCUCAGUGGCUAAUUUUACUUUAUUUUAUAGUUUUGAAUAUAUAUAUUUUCAUUCCAGAAGUGAACUUCCAAAGGUAAAUGGAAACAAAACAUAAUUUUCAAUAUUACCUAUAGAGUUUGACAGUAGUGUAUGUUUGCAUUGAAAUGCAUUUAAUUUGUUUACAAAUGUAUACUGUAUGUAUAUUGAGAAG